AUGCUUCUACAACAGAACUGGGUUUCUCCUCACUGGGCAUGGCACAGCCUGGGAAAGUCCUUCCUUUUGUUUGUUUUCUUGAUGUUACAAACAGCUGAUCUGGAAGCCAGGAGAGGUCAUCAGUUUGUCUGGAAAGCAGGUCCCUGGGGCCGGUGUGUGGGUGACUGCGGCUCGGGCGGCCUUCGCAGUCGGGCUGUCUGGUGCACCCACGCCGAGGGCUGGACGACGUACCCCGCCAAUUGCGACCAGAAGGACAAACCUGAGAGCCAGAGGAGGUGCUUUAAAGUCUGCGACUGGCACCUGGAGCUGUUCGAGUGGGAGGUGUCGGGAUGGGAGCGGUGCGGGCUGGUCCCCGCGGCUGGCACUGAGCUGAGAGCUGGGCCUUGUGUCACCGCCCAGCACGGGCUGCAGCGCCGGGCCGUCCGCUGCCGCUCUAAAGGCCAGCAGCGUGCCGGGGAGGUGGAGAUUGGCUACCAGACCAGGCAGAUCAGGUGUGUAAGGAGCGAUGGAAAAAAUGCAGCGCUGAGCCUCUGCAUUCAAGAUCCUGUCCCUUUGACCUUCAAGUCCUGUGUCAUCGCUAAAGACUGUGAAACAUCAGAGUGGUCCCCAUGGAGCACCUGCUCACAGACCUGUGCCUGGGGAGAUCUCACCCCGGGCUUCCGGAGCCGGCGCCGCAGCGUGCGGAGCGUGGCAGAGGGCGCCGGAAAGCAGUGCCCGGAGCUGGAAGAGAGAGAAGCCUGCAGCGUGGGAGGGAAGGAGCUCCUGCAGCCUUGCCCCAGGUUUGCCUGGAGGACUUCUGAAUGGAAAGCUUGUCAGGUGUCUCUCCUCCUUGACCAGCUGGACCCUCGCCAGCUCAAGCACGCAGGCCUUUGUGGAGGUGGCAUCCAAACCCGGGAGGUCUACUGCGUCCAGAUCAGCCUAGAGCCUGGGAUGCACCGGCUGAAGGAAGUUACCAGACCAGUCGAUGGGAAGCUCUGCCUGAGUCCUGCUCCCUCUGCCUCCCAGCUGUGUAACCUGCCGUGCCCGUCUGUGUGCGCGGUGUCAGUCUGGUCGCUCUGGGGCCCCUGCCUGCCUGAGAACUGCCAGGACCACCAUGGCAGAAGAGGUUUUAGAAUGAGACAAAGGCAAGUGAUCGUGGAUCCGGUAGGCACCCUGGCAGGUUGUCCUCAUUUAUUUGAAUCUAUUCCUUGUGAAGACCCUGUGUGUUAUGAGUGGAUCACUUCAGAAGGAAUGUGUGUGACUCACCAUGGAAAAUGUGGACCUGGAAGCCGCAUGCUGAAAGCUGUCUGCAAGGACCAGAAAGGUGAAGAAGUCCCACAUUAUCUCUGCUCGCAUCUUCCUCGUCCUGAGAUUCUGGCUUGUGAAGUCCCUUGUGCAACAGACUGUGUCAUCAGCGAGUGGUCCCCGUGGUCCCAAUGUUCCCACUCAUGCUCCAGUAAAAACGCUGAGGGCAGCCAAAGCAGGAGUAGGUCCAUCUUGGCACUUCCGGCUGAAGGUGGAAAAGCCUGUCCCCCUGACCGAGCCCUGCAGGAGCAUCGUGCCUGUAACAAUCACCCAUGUGUGCAUUUCUUCUGGGAAGCUUCUCCCUGGAGCUCCUGCUCUGAAGACGUGCUGGUAACUGCUCUCAAUGCAUCUGUGAAUUGGAGUGGAGAAAACACUUGUGGAGUGGGCAUACAGACAAGGAAAGUCUUCUGUGUGAAGAGCAGCUCUGGCCAGGUCACACCUAAAAGAUGUCCAGAGUCCAUCAAACCUGAGGCUGUGAGGCCAUGUCUCCUCCCCUGCAAGAAGGACUGCCUGGUUACAUCUUUCAGCGAGUGGACUCGCUGCCCGACAGCUUGUCAGCCUGGCAAUGCCAGUGCAGUGAAGCAGUCCCGGUACAGGAUUAUCAUUCAGGAGGCUGCCAAUGGGGGACAGGCAUGCCCAGAUACCUUGUAUGAGGAAAGAGAAUGUGAAGAUACUCCCAUCUGUCCAGUGUAUCGGUGGAAGACCCACCGCUGGAGUCACUGUGUGCUCGUGCCAGAUUUGGUGAGACAGGCAUUGCCAGGGCACAGUGAGGCGUGUGGACAUGGUUUGCAGUCAAGGGCUGUUACAUGCCUGUCGGAGCACAACGACUCUGCCAGUGUCAGUGACUGCAUACGGUGGGCAGGAGCUAUGCCAGCUCGUGUACAGGAGUGUCUUGUUCCCUGCAAAGAUGACUGCACCUUUACCCCCUGGUCUAAAUUUACAGCAUGCUCAUCUGACUGUGAAUCAACUAGAAGCAGGAGACGGUCACUCACAGGGCGAAGCAGAAAGCGAGACAAAUGCCAGAAUACUGAAGUCUAUCCUCAAGUUGAAACAGAGCAGUGUCCCUGCGAGGAGUUUACCUCCCAGCCCCACGGAAAUUGGUCUGACUGCAUUCUUGGCAGAGGAACAUCGGAGCAGCAGCUGGGAAUGCCAUCCCAUGGAGGUGCCAAGGAGUGCGGCGAGGGCGUGCGCCUGAGAGCCAUUGCCUGCUAUGAUAAGAGUGGCAGACUGGUGGAACCAUCUCACUGCAGCAGCUCGGGUUACAUUGAAGAAUCUUGCACUGUCCCUUGCCCGUUUGAUUGCAAAUUAAGCGAUUGGUCCAGUUGGUCCCCUUGCAGCUCUUCCUGUGGACCAGGGGUGAAAGUCCGAUCCAAGUGGCUUAAGGAGAAGCCUUACAACGGAGGUCGUCCCUGCCCAAAGCUGGAUCUCAAGAAUCAGGUGUAUGAGGCAGUCCCAUGCUACACCGAGUGCAAUCAGUAUUCUUGGGUAGUAGAACCGUGGUCUCCGUGCAAAAUCAACAGCGAACAGAAUUCCCUGCACUGUGGAGAAGGAAUACAAACAAGGAGAGUCAGGUGUGUGAGCAGUGCUGAGGACCACGGAGGGGAGACAGUGCCCAGCGCACUGUGUAAUCAGGCGGAAAUCCCAGACGUGAUGCAGAAGUGUAGCUUGUACUGUCCCAGUGAGUGUGCUGUGUCGGACUGGGGACAGUGGAGCAGGUGUCCACAGGUGUGUGAUCCCAGUAUUAUGCAAACCCGAACUCGACAAGUGCUGAGGUCUUCUGCCAGUACAAAGCCUUGCCCUGAAGAUACACAAAUGAAGCCAUGUAUUCUUAACCAAAAUUGCUUCCAAUAUCAGUACAAUCUAACAGGCUGGAGCGGGUGCCAGCUGGGUGCCCAAGCUGCCUGCGGGCACGGGGAGCGGCGGCGGCUCCUCAGCUGCCAGCGCAGUGACGGGGCCACUGUCAGCACACAGCUCUGCCAGCGGCUCGGCCUGGAGAAGCCGGCGCAGACCAGCAGCAGCUGCGAGGUGGGCUGCACGGUGGACUGCCGGCUCUCGGCGUGGUCAGCCUGGUCACAGUGCUCCCACACGUGUGGCACUGGUGGCCGGAUGUUUCGCUCCCGCUCGGUGCAGCUCCCCGCGGCCGGGGGGGGGCGGCCCUGCCCGCAGGGUGGCCAGUGUGGAGAUGGAUUGCAAGUCCGUAACCUCACAUGCGUAGUGCAUGAUGCAUCUGUUUCUGCUGCAUCCAAACCAGUAGAAGAUGCACUGUGUGGUGAGCUGCCAUCCAAAGAGAGUGUGCUGCAGUUACCGUGCUCUGUGCCUUGCCCAGGUGACUGCCACCUGACAGAGUGGUCAGAGUGGAGCUCCUGCGAGCUCACCUGCAUCAAUGGCAGGAGCUUCGAGACAACGGGGCGCCAGUCGCGAUCCAGAGCCUUUGUCGUCCAGGCUCCUGAGGACCAGGAGAGCUGCUCGGGGCAAGCGAUGGAAACACGGCCUUGCUCAGGGGGGAAAUGCUAUAACUACCUGUGGAAAACCAGCCUUUGGCGAGACAACAUCCGCACGGUGUGGUGUCAGCGCUCCGAUGGAGUCAAUGUCACAGGAGGAUGUGCUCCUGGGAUGAAACCUGCUGAGGUUCGGCACUGCAGCCCAGCCUGCACCAAACCCUUCUCCUACUGCACACAGAGAGGAGUCUGUGGCUGUGAGAGAGGAUAUACAGAAAUAAUGAGCUCAAGCGGUUUCCUGGAUUACUGCAUGAAGGUACCAGGUUUAGAAGAUAAGAAAGCCGAUGUUAAGACCACUGCUGGAAAAAAUAAACCUGUCAACUCAAAAAUGCAUGACAUUUUCAAAGGAUGGUCUAUUCAACCUUUUAAUCCAGAUGGGAAACUGAAGCUAUGGGUAUAUGGAGUAUCAGCUGGUGGAUUCCUCAUCAUAGUUUUCCUAAUUUUUACAUCCUACCUGAUGUGCAAAAAAACCAAGCAGCAUCAAAGCACUCCUCCCCAGCAGAAGCCUCUAACCUUAGCCUAUGAUGGAGACAUUGAUAUGUAACAUUAAAAAGGAAUCCAAAUGUAGACAUCAACUGCCUUAACUGCUUUCUUUCUUGGAACUCCCUGACUUCUCAGUUUUUUGAGGAAUCUCCUGAUGUGUAACAUACCAGGCAGAACAGAAGUAUUCUGAGCUUAAAAUUUUGCCACCUUUGUUACAAGAAAAUGGAAUCAAAGACUUGGAUCUUGUGAAACUUGCCUGAAGAGACCAGAAAAUACAUCUCUUCCUGUUGACCAAUGGGAAUAAAAAUAAAAAAGAGAAUCUACAAGCAUCAAAAGGAAUUAGUCAAAAAUAAUAAAGGCAUGACAAUCCUGAGGAAAAUGUGACAUUUACUGUAAAUGACAAGUUUGACACAGCAUCAUUAUGCACUAUAUUAGUGCAGCGUUCUUUAUUCUUCACAUAUUUCAACAAUGAGUUUUCUAGUGUUUACAUUUCGUUCAAAGACUUUACAACUGGAUCA
Messenger RNA from Chaetura pelagica (chimney swift), 4783 nucleotides. RefSeq names its product thrombospondin, type I, domain containing 7B (gene THSD7B). The transcript is spliced from 28 exons. The record is from RefSeq and is a predicted model, not a curated record. Lineage: Eukaryota; Metazoa; Chordata; Aves; Apodiformes; Apodidae. The coding region runs from base 1 to 4326 and encodes 1441 amino acids.